AUGACAUGCAGCGUUUGGCUAAGGCAAGUAUGGAUCGAUAAGAAGUUGUCUUGGGAUCCGAGGAAUUAUGGAGGAGUCAGCGUACUCUAUGUUCCCUAUGAAAUGAUUUGGGUACCGGACAUUGUCCUGUAUAAUAAUGCAGAUAGUAAUUAUAACAUCACAAUCAGCACAAAAGCAACCCUACGAUACGAUGGUGAAGUAACGUGGGAGCCUCCGGCAAUUUUCAAAAGUUUAUGUCAAAUCGACGUUCAGUGGUUUCCAUUCGACGAACAACGCUGUCAUUUUAAGUUUGGCUCCUGGACAUAUUCCGAAGAUUUGCUGGAUUUGGAACUUCUGGACGGUGAGCCACGAUACGAGCUGGAGGUGAACGAAUACGGCCAAAUUGAUAAUAUCACAGUUGUUGAAGAUGGAAUUGACCUUUCCGACUAUUAUCCAUCGGUGGAAUGGGACAUUAUGUCACGAGUUGCAAAGCGUCGAACAAAGAAUUAUCCCACGUGUUGCCCCGACGAAUCAUACAUUGAUAUCAUGGUACAAACUUGCAUAAUACCCCAAAAUAUUUUACCUUAAUU
Messenger RNA from Gongylonema pulchrum, 569 nucleotides. NCBI's taxonomy places the organism in Eukaryota, Metazoa, Nematoda, Chromadorea, Rhabditida, Gongylonematidae. The record is from the annotation of a GenBank genome assembly.